CAAGUCAAUUUGCAAACAAUGACAGUUUUCUGCUAACAAUUUGCCAUAAACCAAAAGACAAUGUAUAAAUGAUUCAAACGAAAAAGAAACACAAACGGAACUGAAACUCCAACAAACCAUUCGCGCGAAUGUAGACCAAAAACAGAAGAAAACCACCGCGCGCGCCCCGGGAUUACUUUUUCAGGAUGUUGAUUAGGAUAUAUUACAGGGAACUGAAUGGGAGCUUUAGCACGAGCAAUUCAUAAUUGCUUUCUGCUAUUUUCUUGAGACCCAUGAUUAAAGGGCAUUUGGUGGCUUCUCUGGAUGCAUUGCCUGACUCAGAGCACAAUCUAUUAAAAUAUUCAUUUGCUUUAUCACAUAACCCAAUAUUUUCCUGUAAACAGAGUCCAAUUGUAUGCACCCCUGUUGACUGCGUGAGUACUCUUUCUUUCCAUCACGGUUCAAGGAUGGCUACAAAUUCUUCAUCACUGGGAAUUUUUCUUUUCUCCUCAUUCUUCUUGAUACUUCUUGUAGUUAGCAGUUCAUUCUCUAUCAAAGAAGCAACCAUAGAUGAGCUUCAAUUUGCUUUCAAGCAAAACCAACUGACAUCAAGGCAAUUGAUCGAGUUUUACCUUGGAGAAAUCCGCAGACUCAAUCCGAUCCUUAGAGGGGUCAUAGAGGUGAACCCAGAUGCAUUAUAUCUGGCUGAUAAAGCUGACCAGGAGCGCAAGGCUGGAGCAGAAAGGUCAAAGCUUGGUUUGCAUGGCAUUCCCAUUUUAGUGAAGGACAAUAUAGCAACCAAAAAUAAGAUGAACACCACAGCUGGCUCAUUUGCGCUGCUAGGUUCUGUCGUGCCCCGCCAUUCAUUUGUGGUCACCAAGUUAAUUCAGGCUGGGGCUAUAAUUUUGGGAAAGGCUAGCAUGACCGAGUGGGCUCAUUUCAGGUCAUAUGAUCAACCCGCUGGUUGGUGUGCUAGAAGUGGCCAAGGAAAGAAUCCUUAUGUUCUAUCGGCAGAAACUUGCGGGUCAAGCAGUGGAUCAGCAAUAUCAGUAGCAGCAAAUAUGGCAGCAGGGGCCCUAGGGACCGAAACUGCUGGCUCUAUCUUAUGCCCAUCUGGCCUUAACUCAGUUGUUGGAAUCAAGCCAACCGUUGGCCUUACCAGCCGAGAUGGCGUCAUCCCAAUCUCCCCAAGACAGGACACUGUUGGGCCAAUUUGCAGGACUGUAGUAGAUGCAGUUUACAUUCUUGAUGCCAUUGUAGGCUUUGAUCACAGCGAUAAAGACACCAGAGAAGCAUCAAAAUACAUCCCACCUGGUGGCUACAAACAAUAUCUUAAGCCUUGUGGACUCAGAGGGAAGAGAGUGGGAAUAGCGAGGAAUAUUCCGGUCUCCAACUAUGCAAACGAGUCUGAUGUCAGUAAAGCUUUUGAGCUCCAUAUUCAGACUCUAAGACAACGAGGUGCAGUUGUUGUAGACCAUCUGAAAUUAUCCAACAUUGAGGGUAUUGUGGAUAUCAUUGGGAGUGGUCAAAUAUUAGCAUUGGCGGCCGAGUUCAAACUGGCCUUGAAUGCAUACUUAGAGGGACUUCUGGCUUCCCCGGUGCGGUCUUUGAAAGAUGUUAUAGCAUUCUACAAUAAAUUCUCAAAAUUGGAAAAGGCCAAGGAAUAUGGGCAGUCUCUUUUUCUAUUGGCGCAGGAAACAAAUGGAAUCGACAAUGAUGUGAAAGCGGCAUUGUUAAAUUUAACUAAGCUUUCUGGAGAUGGUAUUAAGAAGCUGAUGAAGAAGAACAAGUUGGACGCAGUUGCGACUCCUGGUAUUGAUAUGGUUGGUGUUCUUGCAAUUGGUGGAUUCCCAGGAAUUAUUGUCCCUGGAGGAUAUGAUGGUAAGGGCAAACCGUUUGGAAUUUACUUUGGAGGGUUAAAGGGCUCAGAGCCAAAGCUUAUAGAGAUUGCCUAUGGCUUUGAGCAGGCUACCAAGAUUAGGAAGCCUCCUUCAUUCAAGCCUUGAACUUUUAUAAGACAUGAAAACAUACCCUUUUGCUUCUGUGAGGCAGUAAUUUGUGCUUUGUUUUCAGUCAAUUUUACCAAAUAAAUUCAACUUGUUUGAA
Mangifera indica (mango) is the source of this 2085-nucleotide messenger RNA. RefSeq names its product probable amidase At4g34880. The transcript is spliced from 5 exons. The record is from RefSeq and is a predicted model, not a curated record. NCBI's taxonomy places the organism in Eukaryota, Viridiplantae, Streptophyta, Magnoliopsida, Sapindales, Anacardiaceae. The coding region runs from base 273 to 1985 and encodes 570 amino acids.